AAUUGAUGACCUCCUGGCUGUAAUUGAAUUUGAAGAGAACUAGGAAAGACAUCAUCGUCCACGCACGUCAAGCACAAGCACCGCCACCCGAGCACCUGCCGGGCGCGCUAUCGAACACGUCCAGCAUUUUGCCGUCUGAAAGAAGAAAAAGAAGAUCGAAAGUAAUACCCGUGAGGAAAAAGAAACAAGAAUAAAAUUUCCUGUAUCACAACUUCCACAAGGGAACAACCAGAACCACCAUCAUCAGGUGUAGUUUCCUUAUUCGCAGUUUACUGUGAAUAAGAUGUCCAGUAGUCACCAGGAGAACAAACAGAUCAUCAUGGCUUCUAAUCUUGAGAGCGAGAACAUCAGCACCAGCACGACUAAGAAGAAGAACGCGAUUCUUGCCCUCUCAUCUCUGGAGACCUCCAACAUUGACUCGGCGGCCGGAAAGAAGAUGUUGACCAACAACACGGCGCCGGGACAAGGGGAGCAGGAGCGUCACGACCGCGAUCAUGAUCCUGAUCCGCCCAACGAAGUAGAACAGCGGUUCUCUCCGACGAGGACCCCGAUGGAGGUGAUGAUGAGCAAGAAGAGCCGCGAACAUCAUCUUCAUCUCGAGAACACCUGCGACGUGGGGCCACCUCCGCCCCGGAAAAUCGAUCUGCUUUUCAACAACUGUUCAGACGAUGUUCUCCUCGCAGGAGCCCCGACCACCCCGAUGACCACAAUUCCGCCGUCGAGUCCCACAGAACAGGGACAAGGACAAGGACAAGUACCUGGCCAGGUCCGUCCCUUUUCCUCGCGAAGAACUACUGCGGGUGGCAGCGGCGGGUCCUUCGACUCUUGUACUUCCGGGUCGUCUUCGUUGACUUCCGCCACUGCGGGGGUUUUUGUUGGCAACAAGAAACAAGAGCCGGCGUCAGACCGGAUUUGCUCGUCCGCCGGGGAGAACAAGAACUCUUCGACCCGGUCGUCCUACGAUCUCCUCGAAGAAGAUCAGGUCGUGGACAACAUCGGCCCGGUGAACGUGAUGACCUCCGAGCAGCCGUUAUCUUCGUCUGUGUCUCCGCCACCGGGGCUCGAAGUCGUCGCGAGCAAGCAAGGCGAGGAAGGGAACGACGUCAAGCUGAGCGUGCUGUCCGACAACUACAUUUCGCCGGAGCAGCUGGACUACAAGACCACGACCAAGUCCUCGAGCCAUCAGGGACUACAACUCGUCCGCGCGAAAGAAGUACUAGGGUCGUCCAUUGUGACGCUGGAUUUGGACGACAUGCUUUUUAACAAGAAAGCCACCACGACUGGGGAUCAUAACGAGGACGUGAAGUCGAAGAAGAACACCACGGACGUCGAAGCUGGAGUUUUAGUUGCUGGCUCAUCUUCUCACCAGCUGAUGAACACGGAUCAUGUCGUGAACAAAUUCACCGACGACGACGACGAUCUGAUCUGCGAAACCCCGCAGGAGUGCAUUUCGGUCGAGGAGGACGAGGCAAACAAUGCCGCCAUCGCGGAAUUGUACAAGUUGGAUCUGGAACAGAUGGUCGCCGACAAGCUGGAAAGCACGAACAAGAGCGCAUCGCCCGGGAAGUUACAACGGGUACCACCUACAACUUCUCCGGCAAAAAAUGUGAACACCAAAACCAACUCCAGCAUCCCGACUGGUGAAGAUCCAGAUGAAAAUGACACUGAAAACGAACACCAAACUGCCAAACAGCAAGGAUCAUCGCAAGAAAUUCUUGAAGACCUUGAAGAUGACAUGAACCCCAACCGCCCCAAGACCACGCGCCUAACCGCCGCGGAGCUGAAGUUAGUCUAUUCCCGGAGAACGACACUGUACACGAAAACAAAAGUGUGCAAAUUCGAACUGUUCGGCGUGUGCCGGUAUGGGAAAGACUGCAACUACGCGCACUCCCCCGACGAGAUUAAGCGGUUACCGGAUUUUGAGCGGACUUCCUUCUGCAAGAUCUUCCUGAAGGACGGCAAGUGCCCCAACAUCCCCUACUGCCCCUACGCGCACUGCGUGCAGGAUUUACGGGAGUCGCCGGCGCCGCGGCAGCGGUUGUGCGUUUUUUUCCACGGGCCGAACGCGCGGUGUAUUUACGGACGGUUCUGCCGGUAUCUGCACAAGGUGGACAACGUGUUUAAGCAGAUCUACGGAAUUGUCACCAUUCCGAAAACGCAGGCGGAAUUGGAAAAGUUAAACGAGUAUGCAUUGCAAAUAUGUCUGGGUCUGGAAGGAUGCAACUUGUGAUGCUGAAUUUGGAUUCUGCAAAAAUCUGUAUUGCAUGAGCGGCAAACGAGGUCCAGUUUUCGCCACAGCGAGAGGGCAUUUCUCAUGCGGUAUAGGCAUCAGGAAGCCCUCACAAAAUCUGUGAUGCUAGAGCAUGCAUUACAGACAUCAGGGGUCAUGCAAAAUGUGCAUGGCAAACCUUGCAUCCUUCCGGACCCAGACGUAUUUGCAUUUGAUAACGAGAUUAUUUCCCGACACGAGAAGAUCCGGUCGCCGCGGGAUUUCAUGGACUUGAUGGAAACUGCGCGGAACACGCCGCGACAUGGAACUGCUGUAGAAGAAGGACCACCUCAACAUAGCGCAAUUACACAACUGCAGGUCCUCGCGUUGGGGAAAGCGAAAGAAGCAAUGAAUGUUGCGGAAAUGAAGGGUCGUCUCGUUCCUGCCUCUGGAGGUGGAACAACAAAGGGGAACAACAAGAACCAGAAUUCUUUACCGAUGGUGGAUGCAGACGGGCCGGACAUUAACUACGAGCGCGUUCUUGCUGAUGGCAAAGGAGAAACUGCUGCUGCUGCUGGUGGACAACUACAAGGACCGGGCACAAACUACUCGAAAGGUGGACAUAAAAAUGCAGUCGCAGACGAGAAGAUCAUCAUGCAGCAGCAAUUCAACAUGGUCAAGGGUGGCAACGGCAAAGCCAAGGGGCCCGGGUCCUCGAAGAAGGGCGGAGGUGCGAAAGGAAUGAUGAACAAUGACCAGUUUUUGCAGCUGAGCUUGAAUCUGAACAGUGACAGUCGCGGCCGCAGCACUUCCGCUCAGCCGACCAGCAACCCAAAGAUGUUGAGCAAGGGUUCUACUGCUGCAGCUGCCCCCGCCGGCGACCAAGUAGACCAAGCCCAAGUCCAGAAUCAGGAGUACCUCCUUAGCCUCUCCACUUCGAAGGAGAAGCAGGAAACGCUUGUCAGCAACAUCUCCAAAGACGCGCAGUCGUUCAUCGCACAAUCCCCAGAGCCGGGCUCUCUCUCCCCGGACCAGCGCAUGCACCGGCUACGGCAACUAAGGGCAAAGCAGGAGCGCGCACGAGCCUUGCUGGACGAUCUGUUAGCGGCGAACGACUAUGCGGCGCGGAAACGAAAAGUUCUCAGACAGCAGGCUGCGUCGAAUACUUUUAAGGGCGAGAGCACGAGUAAGAGCUUAGGGAUGAAACAGGCGAAACAUCAUGGGGAAGGCAAGGACGAUAUUAAAGUGAACAAAGACAACAGCUCCAGCACCGCCUCUUGUUCUACUUCUACCACGGCAUCAACCAAUACUGUGGACAAAGAUAAAGAAGAACAGGAAAAGCUCCUGGAGCAAGAGGAAAAAUUAGCGAUGCAGCGGAUUCAGGGCAUUUUCGACGUGAUUGCGGACCUGGAUAAAGAGUAUCCAAGAAAAAAACUGUGUUAGUGUAAGUCUUUUGGGAAAACAGCAUCACAAGUUCGUCUGCCAUGACAGGACAAACUUGUUAUGCGCAGAUACUACAAAGGGAAAACACAUAGGAAGCGAGCCGGUCAUGCGUGAUGUGUGUCGAGCAUGACAAGUGUAACUGUUUGGCAUUUUCUGCAUCACAGAUUUACACUUGCGCAGUUUUUUUCCUGCAUAAAGAGGAAAAACAGUUCAUCGAGGGAAGUUUGAAAGCGAAGCGGGAUUCCGGGGUGGUUUCGACGAAGAGCGAGGAGUCCUCUUCGUAUCCACCAGCCAUAAUUGCGCUUGGAACCAACUACGGAGCUAGUUCCACCGGUCGCGUUUCUUCCUCUUCCGGUUUGGACUCUGCCAGGACGAGUCAACUUUCUCCGCUCACGCUUUUGGCCAAGACGAAACAGAGCUCCGCUUCCUGUUUUGAAGAACGAGAGGAGCGAUCGUCUACUGCUGGUCGCGAAGAACAGUUAAUAUCCAACAUUUCCGGAGGCGAUGUUGUUGGCGUGAAGAAACGGAGCAACGAGCUGACGUUGAAUUUGAAAGGCGCUGGGAUCAACUACACCGGUAAAUAUUAUACGGAAAGCGAGGAGGAUCUUCACGUUGCAGUUUGUGAUGAAAGUACAACUACGAGGACUAGUCAUCCUAUUUCGGAGAAAAAGAACAACAUGGUGAACAAGAACAAGCAGGGCAACAAGAAUUCUGUGAACGUCGAGCAAGUGCCAUCUUCUGCUCCUUUCAAAAAUUAUAAAACCUCUUCCGCCAACAUAAAGACGGACACUUCGACCUUUUUGACCCUAUCCACAGAAAAAAACACAUCCACAAUCAUUUUUUGCAUGACAAAGACAUGACUUUAUACGUGUUUUGCAUGACAAAUUGGAUGUGGUGGAUGGGUUUUUUUCUGUGGAUAGACGCCGGCCGCCUACGACUACCACCACCCCUGCCCGUUGGUUUUGACACGAAUCGGCACCUCUCCCGGAGCUGGUGGACAAAGCAUCAUGAUGAAAGAGGCUGCUCCUUCUGCAAAACAAGGGGCUGCUGCUGGAGCUGUCUUGCCGAACAACAAGCGCGGCGCUGGUGAAGGAGCUGCGUCGAAUAAGGGCGGCCGCGGGAUCAUGUACAACGAUAUGGCCGCCAGGCGCGGCGCGACUACUGCGUCUGCUCCUGCUCAAGAGGAUCAUUCGCAACAAGUACGGGCGGGAAGGAACAUCAACAUCGCAACGAGUAGUGCUACGACCGCAAAGACCAAUAAAAAAACCACGACGUCGACGUCCCGUGUGGUUGAACAAAAGAACCAGACGAAUAAAGUCGUCAAGAACAUCACCCACCACGACCGCAAACACAGUUCCACUUCCACAGUCCGAUCCUCCGAAACCACUACCCCGUCCGUUAUCGAGCCGCCACCGGGCCUGGAAGCGCAACAGCCGCAGAUGAGCGUGAAGAACCAGCUUGCCUGUGUGAUCGGGGAGAACAACGACGAAAGAAGUCCGACCUGGUCGAUGGAAAUUUACAUGGAGGGACUACACAAGAAAACGCCGCCGCGGGGCGCCGCGGGUGGACACAUUCGGAGCAAAAGCUACUGCGGAACAAACAUGAUUAACGGGUUUGAACAAGAGCAGUACAAUUUCAACAUCUGCCCGGCUCCUGGUGCUACGCCUACUCGAGGGUAUAAAAAUCUUCAUGCGCCCUUACCAUUCUCCGGCAAUAAGGGCUGCAACAGCAACUACCCCGCAACUAGUACAGCCGCUGUCUCCGUUUAUUCCCCCGUCAAUGGUUCCACUCCUGACUCUCUCGGCUGCACGACGGCGAGCGGAAAGAGCAACAACUCCGCGGACAACGCCGAAAAUAACCUCCAUUCGAUCAAACACGUUGCGGGUACGAAGGGUUACUUCGCAGGAAAAGUCGAGAAUUUUUACCUACACCCUGGCAGUUCUAUGUUAACUCCGUCCCCGCAGAAACGCUCGAAGUCGAUGCAUGUUGAGCAGUUGUUGGCCGCCGCCGGUGGUCCUUCUCCGAGGACCCCUGUCGCAAUGUUGAAAGGUGGCGGCGGUGCUGGUGGUGUGUCCUCUCCCGGCGGGAAGACGAACGGUAAAAUUUGGGCGGAGACCAACAUGAAGGGUUCUUGUGGUCGUCCUGUUUCCGUUUCACCCACUGUCUCUGGUAACAAGAACGAUAGUUCUUGCGCCGGAAAGGGAAAAAAUCCAAGUGGUCAACAACAACAAGCCGCUGCUCAGGACAACAAUAACAAACCGACCACUGCAAAAGGUGGCAAGGGAACAUCAAAAGGUAGCAAAAACCCGCGUUCCAAGAGUUACCAUUUCGGGGAUCAGGUGAGGAUGUUGGCAAUGGCCCACUACGGUGUCGGGUGGAAUGGAAAAGACGAACAGCAAUGCUACUACACUCCUGCUGGCGUUGAGAAUGAAGAUACAACUGCUUUGCACCAGCGUGUGAUGAAAGAAGUCGGCAAGGGCGGAAAGAUGAACAGGAAUGAACAGCAAGGAGCUACUGCCACUGGUACUGCCCGUGACGGAAAAAUCACAACUGUUGACAAGAUCUUCACCCACGAGAACCACUACAAGAUUUUCGACGAAGAUCAUGCCGAUAACGAGAUCAUCGAGUGGCCAUGCACAUCCAAUUCGGAAGAAGAGGCCGGCGCUACCUGGUCGGGCUACAAGAAAUCCCGCAGGGAGCGAUUGUAUAAUAUUGCACAUCUUCAUCUUGUUGUUUUAGUUUUCAAAAAUUACUCUUGCUCUUCUUCGUUCAAUACAGUUGGUUCACCUCGAAUGUCUACUUCAGUCGCAGUUUUCCGUGAAGAGAUUUAGAUUGAUUGGUAACUCCUACAACCUGUAGUCAAAUAUGGACAUCACAGACUUACUUGGUUGCUUCGCAACCGCAAGAAGAAGUGAGCAUGACUGAAAUUGAAAAACGACAACCGGAAAAUGAAAAUUAAAAUCAGGGAGAACAACGUCCCCGAGCAGCCGCGUGGUAAUUUUGCUUCGCCGAGGCAGCACGAGAAGAUGAAGCACCGCGUGCCGAUAUCGUAUUGAAAAACAUUCCCAACCCAGAGUUGUAAUGCAAAUCUGCAUGCUGAGAAUGUUUCUCAUGCGGAGCCCCAUGAGAGACAUUUUCUAUUCGCGUUUUGAAAUUUGUCAUGCUCCUCCAAUCAGCAUCUUAUACUGGAUCUGUGAUGCUGCUGAUCUACCUCAAACACCACUACACUACGAGUCCAAUAAAUUUGUCAUGCAAAACAGCCAAAACUUGUGGAUUUGUUUAGCCGCUUCCCCAUCUUGACUAUGGGGUGGGGACGUUUUUUCUCAGGAUAGCCGACUCCGCCCCGACCGUCGAGGAAGAAGAAGAUGCCGCAGGACAACUAUAACAACGCUCCGCCGAUUUUUGCCGCGAAGCAGGGUAGUAUUGACAAGUUUUCGGGGUUUCCUGCUGCUGCGGGCAGCAAGGGUGGACCGCAGAGGACAGCAGGUGGUUCGAACAAGAAGGGGAUCCUCAUGAAAGGCUCUCCACUUCCGAUCGGUGCCGUGAGCUGCCAUGGUGGAAAUAAAGGAGGCUACUCUAGUACUGAAGACCAUCAUGAUCCGCAGUACUACAACCGCUACGACUACACCUCCGGCCAGUACUAUCAUGAUGCUGACCUGUACAAGCAGCAAAUUCAUCCCUUGUUUCCGCCGUACAAAUACAACCCGGAAGUACAACAACUAGAUCAACACCAGCGCCGCAUGUACACGACAACCUCCGGGCCCAUGCCCGCUAUAAUCAUUCCGUCUCCUCCCACAGCUCCGACUACGAUUACGUCUGGCGGAGCUUAUCAAGAACCAUCGCAGCAUCAACGACCAGCAGCUUUCCGCCACGAGUUGGCGGCCCAGGAUCUGGAUCAUCUGAUGUACAACAACUCUGUUCGCCCCUACGCGGUCCACGGUGGUACAAAUCCCAAUGGUUCCUCGGUGUUGCAAAAAUCCACGCAAAAAAAUUCGAAGAAGCUGUAUACUUGUGCUGCUCAUGUUGACGGCAAUGUUCCCGCUUAUUUCUCGGAAAAGAAGCUGCACCAGCAACGCGCGAGCGCGGCAGGAGCUGCUACUGCUCCUACUGCUCCUACAACUGCUGCCUACGAUCAUGAAGAACAGAUCGCGUGGGAGCGGCAGAUUAUGCAUUGCAAAAGUAUCGUACCCGUAUAAAUGCAUUACAAAUUUCCUCAGCGUUAGAAAUAAAAUCAAUUUGUAAUGCGGGUUUACCGUAACAAAAAGAUUUGUAAUGCAUGACUGCAAUUACUACGAGUGCGAUACUUUUGCACAGGAUACAGAUGCUGCGGCAACGGUCGAUGGAUUUGGAAGAGAAGCUGAAGAAGCGUUUGCACGAAUUGUAUCCGGAUGAACAAGUAGAAACGGCGGACGUUUUCGGUGGAAACAUCAAGAGUGGAACUGCUUGUGGAAAUAACAACAACGAAUCCUACUACACUCUGGCUUCGAAAAAGGACUUCUCGCAGCACACGGCGACCUCCGCACACAACUAUGGAGGUUUUGACAACAAGCAGUACAACUACUCGCGGUCCGCAACUGGUAUUUCGUCGGGUAGUUGUGGAAAAACUUCUACAAUGGGAACAACACCAAACACGAAAACAAACAUCAGCAAAAACAAUAAAGCGAAGAACAAUAUCCACCCUAAUGGCGGGGUGGGCACCAUGGAAGAUACGGGGGAACCUAUUGGGAACGUGCACAAGAAAUACCGGAAGAAAGAGCAGAAGAAGAACAGGGUUCGUUGUAACAAGCAGGGCACUUCUGGUUGUUCCUCAUCCAGUUCGGGCAGUUUUUCCACUACGAUGCCGUCCAGCAACGAAAAUUUUUCCAACUCGGGGAUCAUCCAGAUGGCCAGUAUUAACCGCGGCUCUUCGUCUUCCACUUGCGGGUGA
Messenger RNA from Amoebophrya sp. A120, 8579 nucleotides. Lineage: Eukaryota; Dinophyceae; Syndiniales; Amoebophryaceae. The record is from the annotation of a GenBank genome assembly.